Molecule: messenger RNA, 981 nt
Organism: Linum tenue
Lineage: Eukaryota; Viridiplantae; Streptophyta; Magnoliopsida; Malpighiales; Linaceae
Source: the annotation of a GenBank genome assembly
CUAUUGUUUGAUGUGAUAAAUUAAAGUAAACCAUCCGUCCUGUUGUGAUGUACUUUUAUACAGUGAUGAGAUAAUGUUUAGAAGGAAGGAUUGAACAUUCUUGCUGAAAAGGGAGUCAGUACGGUCGAUUGACAUUCGCUGUGAAAUCACAUCUGAUGUCAUCGACUGGUAUGGAGAUCUAAUGAACAGGAAUGAAGUAAAAAAAGGAAAAUUCAAAAGGUGGUUCUUCGUUGCAUCUUUGGCAGGUGACUGCCAACUGGACAUUGAUAGUGGAAAUCCUCUACUAACUCCAGACGAUUACUACGACAAAGUGGACUUGGACAUCACCAACAAAGAAUGGGCAAAAAACCUCAGCUUCACAAAAUGUAACCUUUGGUUCUUCCCUUACUGUGAUAACAAGCACUACAUCAUGAUUUGUGUCAACAUCAAAGCAGAGAGAUUUAAAGUACUCGACAGUCUCCGUCACAAAGAUUUUGAAGAAUACUACAAACCAAUGACAGAGAGGGUUGUCCAGUACGCAAUCAACUACAUGAAGACACAGUUUGCAGACAAGACAGUAAAGUGGGAAAGGUUUACCUGGUUCAACCUCGGGAAGGUUACACAACCAGAUGAUAAGUCAUGUGGGAUGUACAUCAUCAGGUGGAUGAGACACUGGGAAGGUAAGUACAACAGUGCCCUGACCAAAGACUGGAAGAUGAUUGAUCUCAUAAAUGAAGAAAGGGAGUGCCUGAUGUUGGACAUCAUUCUUAAUGAAGACAAUCUUGAACGGGAUAGGAUCAUGAAAGAAAUCAACAAAGUACUGCAACAUGAAGAACAAGAGGAAGAUUUGAAAGAAAGGAGAUGAAAAUUCUAUUAUGGUUUGUGUUAAGUAGUAGGAGGGUAUAAGUAAGCUUUUGAGAACAAACUCACAAUGUUCAGUAGCCACUUCAUUCUAGUUAGUAGGAUGGUAUGAAACAACUUAUUAUGGUGUGUGUUAUUACU